Molecule: messenger RNA, 1554 nt
Organism: Cokeromyces recurvatus
Lineage: Eukaryota; Fungi; Mucoromycota; Mucoromycetes; Mucorales; Mucoraceae
Product: WD40-repeat-containing domain protein
Exons: 6
Coding region: 109-1440 (443 amino acids)
Biological process (GO): transcription initiation at RNA polymerase II promoter
Cellular component (GO): transcription factor TFIID complex
Molecular function (GO): RNA polymerase II general transcription initiation factor activity; protein binding
Source: RefSeq, a predicted model, not a curated record
CAAACUUGACUGUUUCAUCCUACAACACGCAUAAAAUUAUUCCGCGUUUUUUUUUUUAAUACUUACACAAUUUUUUUUUUUAUUAUAAUUCAAUUAAUAAAAAAAAACAUGUCAACAGAUGAAGAAGAUCUUGAAUUAAACGAUGAUACAACUUCACAAAUAGAAACAAUAACAGACGAUGGAGGUGAUACGUUAGAUACAGAAGACCUACCAUCACCUAUACAAACAACGGCACCACUUGCGGAAAAUAACACAAGACUUCAACCUGAUCCCCAAAUGUUGACUUGCUCAUCCUAUGACUGUGUGCCAAUAGUUGCAGCUGUUCAUCCUACCCCUAUCUCAAGUCUAGCUACAACACAUUGUUAUCGUUGGGUAUUCACGGGUUCAGAAGAUGGCUAUAUUCGUAAAUGGGACUUUUUUAGUUCUAUGAAUGGUAAAACUUCACUUACACAAGCACAACGUCACUAUUUUGUGGAUUCAGUUGUCUAUGCAGGUGUCUUGAGCUCUUGGUGGGAAAAUGAAGAAGUUCCAGAAACAAAUUCAAAUGAAUCAUCUUUACCUCCAAUAAAACCAUUCGAUAUAAAACUUUCUCCUGUCUUUAGUUUAGCAGUUCAGUCAGAGGCAUUAUGGGCUUUAUCAGGUUGUGAAAAUGGAGCUAUUAAUUUAAGUACAGUAAGACACGAAGAAGGUAAAGUGCAUCAUGUCCUUCGAAAACAUAAAGGACCUGUAUCAGUAUUAGAAAUUAUGCCCAAUGAACAAUCAGCUAUCAGUGGAUCAUGGGAUACGUCUGUGCUUGAAUGGGAUCUACAUACAGGUCAUCUCGUACGUUCCUAUUCAGGUCAUAAUUCACAAAUUUCAUCCGCUUCAUGUCAUCCUAAUGAUGAACAUGGCUUAUUAACAACGAGUAUGGAUGGUCAAUGUUUAUUAUGGGAUAGAAGAGAAUCUAAUUUCAAACGAUUACCUCUACCAGAACGUACACCACCAUGGUGUUUAUCUGCAUGUUGGAGUGUAGAUGGUAAAAAGAUAUACGUUGGAAGAAGAAAUGGCACAGUAGAUGAAUAUGAUUUUAGAGAACAAAAAUGGAUUCAAUCAUUUCGUAUGCCAGCUAAUUCAGGGCCUGUCUCCUUUGUAAAAAGUAUGGCAAAUGGCAAACACAUCAUCUGUGCUUCAAAUGAUAAUAUACGUUUAUGGAAUACAACAAUAGAAUCUAAUUUUACUAUUAGACCUGAUAGUGAACCGGGAUUUACAGCGAAUAACAAGAAAUUAUCUUCUGUCAUUCCAUUUAGCAUCUUACCCGGUCAUCAUGGAGGUACUAUCUCUCACAUAUCUAUUGAUCCAACCUGUAAAUAUAUGAUCACUACUUCUGGGAAUAGAGGUUGGGAAGGAAAUUCAACAAAUGGUUGUCUAUUUUAUGAUAUCUCUCCUCUAACCAACUCCUAAAGUAUAUCUGCUGCUGGGAUUCAAAUUGUUUAUAAUAAAUAAGGAAUAAAUACAUGUAUAUAUUUGUAUAUUUAUAUUUUUUUUUGGAACCCCCUCUUUGUUUCGUUGUCUUUU